Messenger RNA from Protopolystoma xenopodis, 474 nucleotides. Lineage: Eukaryota; Metazoa; Platyhelminthes; Monogenea; Polystomatidea; Polystomatidae. The record is from the annotation of a GenBank genome assembly.
UAUUCUGAGGUGUUGAGAGAGUUGGAGGAAAUCUCGGAGAGUGUACACCAGGACAGGCGCAAUACACUCUUACGCAGUCAACUCAGGAAAUGUCCCCAGACUUGCAAGUCAGCCAAGGAGAAGCUAAAAACGGAUAAAACUAAUCAAAAAAGCAAUGAGAGACCAGGAAGAAAAAUAGAGGUAAAUAUUGAACCAGGGAAGGAUGCAGAAAAGGGUAAAGAUAAAUUGAAAGAGGAAGCUACACUAAUGAAGCAGAAAUUGGGGACUUUUGAGGAAGAAAAGAGCCGUAUAGAUGAUAAGGAUGAGGAGAAAGAGCUUAGCAAAAUCAAUGAUACGAACUCUUGUUAUGCUGGUACUUAUUUUCAUUCUUCAUUCUCUGAUGAUGAUAAUUGGAGUAGUAUUUCCUGUGACGAAGAUGAGGAAACAGAAGGUGAACCGGACUUCAUUAACAAGAUGCAUACCGUUGGUGAGUAA